AUGUAUUGGAGCCUUUUUAUAUUGCAUUUAACUUCAGCUUCAAUUUCAAUUGACAUAGAAAAAAUCCACAAACCAAUAGACGAGCUUUUGCUGGACUAUAAAGAAUCCAAUGAAAAAUUGCAAAGAAUCUCUAAUCAAGAUAAAAAUUAAAUAAAAUGGUCAAAGUAGCUUUAUAAUAGGAUUUUGCAAUUAAGCUAAGGAUUGAUAGGAGCACGAAAUUAUAAUUAUAAAUUAAUUAAAUUCAAUCAAGAUCUUUUGCGCUCACCAAAAAGUUACAUUACAAAUCACCUAAAUGUAAAAAUCAUAUAGACUCAAUAUUACGGCAAAGUUCACAUUGGAACCCCUUCAUCUACAUUUAAAGUUCUUUUUGACACUGGAAGUUCUUGGCUUUGGGUCACAAGCAAGGGUUGUGAAUUCUGCCACGAGUGCAAGCAAUUUGACUAUGAGGAAUCAUCCAGCUAUAUUUCGAACGAUACUUAUAUUACUUUAGAUUAUGGCCAAAGCUCAGCAUAUGGAGUAGUUAGCACCGAAAGAGUGAGGAUUGGCGAUAAUACCGCAUUACAAGCCAUUGACCAAUAUUUUGUCUUAUCUUUUUUAUAUAAAUUUUAAUUAAAAAUCCAUAUAAUUUUUUUAUAAUACAAUUUAUUUUAUAAAAAAGGUUAGCUGUCUUCGACAUCGAGUUCGAAAAUCUUCAUGCAGAUGGUAUUUUAGGCUUAGCGUUCUCAGGGCUCAGCAAAGGAACCAGUCCUUUAAUCCAAACUCUUAGAAGACAAGGAGUGAUCCGAAAUGCUAGAUUUUCUAUAUACUUAAAUGAUAAUGAUUUCGAGGAAGAAGACGUCAGCCCACGCUCUGCUAUGAUCAUUGAUGGGUUUGAUCUCCAUAAAUACUCAACAGUAACAAAAUUCACUUAUAUAGACCUAGUAAAAGGCUACCACUGGGAAGUUCCUUUAUCAUCACUCAAUUUCGGCUCAAACACAAUUGCAAAAAAAGAAACAGCAAUUAUCUCAACCGGAGAAAGCUUAUUGCUUGGCCCAAAAUCUGAUGUAGCAGCAAUUUAUAAUACUCUCCAGAAAAGCUUUGGCUGUUAUAAUGGACCUUUUGGGUUUUUAGAAUGCCCUUGCAACACCAAAAAACUAUCAAAUUAUUUCCCUGACUUGACUUUUUACCUUGGAAAUUACCCAUUUGCAGUCCCAGGAAAAACUUAUGUAUUAGCGGCAAACGAUACUUGCCAAAUUUUAAUUCAGCCGAUUGAUUCAACGUAUUGGGUAUUAGGUGACGUUUUUAUCAGAAAUUGGUAUAUAAAUUUUGACAUGGAUAAAGCCAGAAUUGGUUUUGCCAAAGCAAAACCAUCAGGGAAAAAAGCAGACGAAGAAGCACAUUAUGACUGACUUUUGAUUUUGAUAGUGGUCGGGUCUUGUGUUGUAGUCAUCAGCAAUGCAAUUGGAUGCUAUAUUUAUUGCAGAAAUAGAAGAAAAGGUGCAGCAUUUACUCAAAUCGGAGGACUGCUUCCAGAGCACAAUAUAGAAGAGGAAAAAGAGGACGAAAUGCCUAAAUUUUAA
Molecule: messenger RNA, 1559 nt
Organism: Blepharisma stoltei
Lineage: Eukaryota; Ciliophora; Heterotrichea; Heterotrichida; Blepharismidae
Source: the annotation of a GenBank genome assembly